Gasterosteus aculeatus aculeatus (three-spined stickleback) is the source of this 3528-nucleotide messenger RNA. RefSeq names its product Copper-only SOD repeat protein (gene cusr). The record is from RefSeq and is a predicted model, not a curated record. Gene Ontology annotation, molecular function: metal ion binding. Gene Ontology annotation, biological process: superoxide metabolic process. Lineage: Eukaryota; Metazoa; Chordata; Actinopteri; Perciformes; Gasterosteidae.
CAGAAGCACGACCGUGGCUGCACGCUUUUGUCAACCAGCUCAGCUCUGACCUGUUCUGGGGGAGCCUGCUUUGCUUCAAUCCACACUCCAUCGAUGCAACUCAGCUGUUUUCUUUGUUUUUCUGUCAGUAUUUUGCCUACCUUAAUUGAGUUUUCCUAGGUCUUGUCUUUACUGUGUGUCUUUUAACACACCUGCAAUCAUGUGUCGCCUGAUGGUUGUCCUGCUGCUGUUUUUGCUUGAUUCAAUUUCCUGCGUUCAGUUUAUGGCAACUUUUAACAUGGGAGGAGUCACAGGGCAGGUGCAAAUUAACACCACCUCUAGGAUGUUCUUUUUCAAUGUGUCUGGAGUUGGAAGCUGCAGUAAACUUAACUUCUCCCUGAACCAGUUCCCAGUCAUGUAUGGCCACUUUGCUCAGCCCUGUUCUGAAGCAAAUAUCGGCCCCAGCGUCUUUGACUCCAUGGCUGAGCCCACUUCAAGCUUCUCCUUUCCCAUGUCACGCUUCCUCGAGAACAACUCCAACCUCGACGACUACUCGCUGACUCUGCAAACGUGUGCCGGCCCUAAAGUAUGCACAGUUUUGAGUCGAGGUCAAACAGUCCAGACAUAUCAGGCCAGGUUCACUGGCCCCAUUGCAGGGAAUGUUUACAUUCGCCUCAACGAAGGAUCUUCUGAACCCAGGCUGCUUGCAGACCUAUUUGCAAUCGGUCAGGUCAAUGCCGUCCAAAGAAACGUCACGGUCUCAGUCUCCAGAAGCACCGCUGCAAACUGUGAGCGUCUUCUUGGAAGCUUGAGUAACACUGCUGCUUUAGUCAAUCUGGGUCCUGUAAACGUUGGAACACCUUUAAUUCCUCUCAAAGACCAUCUGGCCCUGACCAGCUUCAGCACCGGCAAUCGCUUUCUUCUCCUCCCCAUGGGGUCGAGUUACCAGUGUGCUCAGAUCUAUGCUGUGCCGGAGAAGCAGGUGACUGCUGUUGUGAAUAUGAGGGGGAUCAAAGGAAACUUCCGCUUCAGUCAGGCUUCCCCGUUCGAUGUGACAUUUUUGACAGUGAACCUUACAAACUUGCAAAACUUAGUAGCUACCUACCACGUCCACGGUUUUCCUCUCCCCUACGUCAGGACUCCUUCUUCAAGCCGGUGUACAAAUGAUAAUGUGGCCGGCCACUGGAAUCCAUUCAAUCUCAACACAAGCAGUCCAACUUACCCACAGGGGCCAGGUUCAACCCACGACAUGUAUGAGAUCGGUGACCUCAGUGCCAAGCACAUGUCCCUCGCAAAUAGAACCGAGGUGGGCAUGAUGUUCACAGACUACAACCUCCCUCUGUUUGGACCAAACAGCAUUGUAGGUCGAUCAGUCGUGAUUCACCAAACGGGUGGUGCUAGGUAUGUUUGUGCGAGUAUUGGCUAUCCUGGUGAAGUAACCGUAGCCCAGGCCACGUUUCAGAGCCCCGUGGUUGGGAGGAUUUGGUUCACUCAGCUGAAGGACAACCUUGUGUCCGACGUAUCCAUCUUCAUGGACCUGUCAUAUGGAAAUCCCUCAAUGGCGGCAACUGCAAACCACAACUGGCAUGUUCACACCUACCCCAUCAGUUCAGCGAGGGAUGAUGAUGCGAUGCGUUGCAGCACGACAGGAGGACACUGGAACCCCUUUAACAUUAACACAUCAGACAGCAGCUAUGCCGCCCACUGCAGACCAUCAAGUCCAUCAUCCUGUGAGGUGGGAGACCUUUCCAGCAAACUCGGCACCAUCAACCUUGGCGCCACAGUGGGCUCUGUGCAAGCAAAAUACUUCUUCACUGAUGUCACGUCCUGGUUGUCUGAUUUAGGCAUAAUUAAUCGUUCUGUGGUCAUCCAUCAAGCAGAACGUGGAGGGCCAAGGAUUGCCUGUGCCAACAUCACACUGGUGCGGGUGCCCAAAGCUAGCUUAGGUACGUGGUUUGGAAACCCGAAUCCUGGCGGACAGAUACAAUUCUCCCAGGCUCUCCUACAAGGGCCCACAACCAUAACGGUAUCACUGAUCAACCUGAACUCCAUGGCUCGCGGUUACCAUGUUCACAUACUCCCCAUCACACCUGGCAGGGCCGAUCCCUGCUCCAAUGCAAACAUUCUCGGCCACUAUAACCCAUUAGCCUUUGAUAUAUCAAACAGUCCACCAGCUGGAGUGGGAACAGUAGACCAAUAUGAGAUUGGGGACAUCGCCGGGAAGUUUGCUACGCUGGAUGGCCUCAACCAGUCUGACGCCGUUUACAUGGACCCUGACAUGCCAUUAACAGGCCCCUACAGUAUAGUGGGAAGGUCUCUGGUGGUUCACUACACAAACGGAUCAAGACUGCGCUGUGUGGACCUCUCAGCUGACAGGAAUACAGAUGGACAAUGGGUCGUGGCCACUGCUGUUUUCAAUAAUACAGUGACUGGGACAGUGACACUGCGGCAGCAGAUGUUUCCUGAUGGCAGUAGCGGUGAUGUCACCGUGCAUGCCGCCCUUCGGUCGACAAACACAACCAUGGCAUCCAUGUUCAUCACAAACGUGCAGGCCGUCAACACCCGCCAGUGCACCGGUACGGGAGGAACGUUCAAUCCUUUCAACAUGACCUCAAUGAGCUCCAGCUGUUCACUCUUGGACCCUCUGAGCUGUGUGGUGGGAGAGUUGUCCGGAAGACACGGCGCCAUCAGCCUGACUCAGGGACAGGUCCUCACCGACAGCACCAUGCAGCUCUUUGGCGACAACACGGUGGUCAAUAGAACUGUGCUUCUGAUGGACGGGAACAACGUGCUCGCGUGUGCAGACAUCGUCGCAGUAUCUCCCUCAGCGCAGCAGACCUUCCCAGUGACUAGCUUCAGCAGAUAUGACUUCCGUAUGAGGGUUGCACGUGUACUGGGUAUGGAAACCGCGAGAAUCACCAUCCUGCCGCCUUCUCCCAUACCUGCUGCUGGUGGAGUGUGCCAGAGAGUUGACUUCAUGGUGUCUGGGAGUGUCAGCGCAGAACUACUGCAGUCUGUGAAAAACAGCGAGAUGAUGGGCCCGUUCCGAGAGUCGGACACGUGUACAACACGUAACGCUGGUUUGAAGCUGAUGCCAGGAACCUUUCUUCUGGGCUUGUUUGCUGUUGCCUGUCUGCUGCCAGCCACAGUUUCUUUGUAACUGAGCGAUUGGGCCACACAGUGAAUCAUCAUGGAUCCUCCGAUUGUAGAACUACCAUUAUGUUUAUGAACUGUAGCCCACCAAAUGCUAUGAUGGUCAUCUGAUUAAUGAUCAACCAAUGUAUUUAAAUUUCUGCAUGCAACUUAAUAAUUUUAAGCAGCAAGCUAUCUUUAACUGUUAAAUGUAUUUUUAAUAUUCACGUUCAUUGCUUUGCAACAGACACUGCUUAUAUUUUGAUGAUUUGGACUGUGAAACGGGUGGGUAAAACGUAUGCGGUACAUUUUUUGGGUAUCCAAACUUUAUUUCUGAAUUUAUGCACAAUGAAUGUAUUUAUGUCAAAAUGUUACUGUUUAGAAAAUUGUGAAUAAAAUAUAAUCGUAUUUGCAUGA